AUGUCGCUCGGCAGACAGACAGUGAGACUGGGACGGACGCUAUUGCACACGCGCGUGCGCUUCUCCACUGCGUGCGUCGCCCGCGCCGCGCACGACUCGCCCCUCAAGGCGGACAACCAGAAGAACACGGGCGGGCUACCGUCCUACGGCCCCGUCGGCGUCGCCGCCGCCCUCGCAGAGCCCCCGUCGCCAACACCCGCCUCGACGCUCUUCGCGCACGAGUUCUCGCUCGCGGACCGCGUCGCGCUCGUCACGGGCGGGAACCGUGGGCUCGGGCUCGAGAUGGCGAUGGCUCUCGCCGAGGCGGGCGCACGGGCGGUGUACUGCGUCGACCUGCCAAAGGCACCGGGCGAGGAAUGGACCAAGGUGCGGGAGCACCUCGCCCGGAUGCAUGGCGGCGCGGCGCGGGGCCGACUAGAGUAUGUCAGCGGCGAUGUGCGGAACCAGGAGGAGAUGUGGAAGAUUGGCGAGAAAAUCGGUGACACCGAAGGGCGCAUGGAUGCGUGCGUCGCCGCUGCCGGAGUCCUCAAAGCAAACACGGAUUGCCUCGAGUACCCCGCGAAGCAGUUUCAGGAUGUGAUGGACGUGAACGUGAACGGGGUUUUGUUCGCGGCACAAGCCGCAGGGAGGCAGAUGGCGCGGUUUGGGAAUGGUGGAAGCAUUGUCUUGAUAGCGAGCAUGAGUGGAAGUAUCACAAAUAAGGACCAUGCGUGGGUGUCGUACAACACGUCCAAGUCUGCUGUCUUGCAGAUGACGCGCAGCAUGGCGUGUGAGCUGGGUCCAAAACGCAUCCGGGUGAACUCACUGAGCCCAGGACACAUCUACACAAGGCCGCCCCCGCCCCCCCGCAAGCCUCGCGACCGUGACCCGGCGCAGCCCACGGAUCUCGUCGACAAAAUCGUCGCCCUCCAGCGCAGGCAGGCCGCGGCCACAAAACCAAGAGACAGGCCCGACAGACCCCCCGCCGUCUCCCCCUCUCGCCCCCCUCGCCCCUCGUCGCCCCGUCGCCUCCACGCCCCGCCCCUCCCGAACCCAAACAUCGUCGUCUCUCAUCCCACCACAAUGGAGGCAGACCCAGAUGAUUUCUCUCGCCGUCUCAGAAUAUCUGCCAACUCCCCCCGCUCAUCCCACUCCAAACCUGUCCCCGGACCCUCCUCCGUUAGCCCCAAGAGGCUCUACAACCCCGAUGCCGACCACUCCCGCAGGCACAUCCUCACCGCAGAGCCCGACACAAUUUCCGAUGCCACCUCCAGCUCAUACGCACCCCGCGCCUCCGUCCCACAUGGCCCGCGUCCCCACCACCAUCCCCAGAUCUCCCAAUCGCGCGCUGCCGCCGAUUCCCACCGCCAGCUCUUUGACUAUCGCAAGGACGACCCCGUCCGCUUCUCCGUCCUCUCCCGCCCUCAUCCCUCGUCUGCCUCAGGCACGAACGGCUCGACUACCGCUCGACCAACCCCCACCCCCAAGUCCUCCGGCGAUUACGUUUCUGCGUCCUCCACAUCGUCCGCGUCAUACGCACAAUCAACCCUCUCCUCAAGUUUUACCCUCUCCUCCAACACCACCGACUCUUCCACCCCGUCUGCCCUCUUCGAGAACCCGAACGGCCAUGCACGACGCUCGGAGGACAGCGCCUCCAACACGAACGCUUUUUCGAUGCAACUCAAGAAACUCUAUCGCACGAUCAGUGCACUCGAGGCAAAAAUUCUCGGGGAGGACAGAGACAACGACCAGGAGGACGACGGCGACCGUGAGCCCCGAGUAGGUAUCCUACUCAAGGGCCGGCCCGGUAGCGCGACGGAGACCAAGGCUGGCGAGGAUGAAGCCGAGCGAUGGAGAAAACUGAUGACGGAUCACAAAGACCUUGCGGAGAUGAUGCAAAAACUCCUCACCAUGACACUCGCGCCGUCCGUUCCAGCCUCUCUGCGAAACAUCCCCACAAAGUACAACCUCAUCAUCCGCCUCUGGACUCAUGCGUUCCAUCGCCUACUUGAAUUACUGCGCCGCGCCGCUUCCCCUCCGAACACUUCCGUCAUUGCAUUGGAAUAUCUGCAGGAUUUCAUUUACUAUGCAUACACAUUUUACACCGGCCUUCUCGAAGAGCGCAAUUUGCAAGACUUCCGGAGCGGGUGGAUUCAAGCGCUCGGAGACCUCGCUCGGUAUCGCAUGGCAAUAUGCGGGCUAGUGGAGAGCAUUCAGAUGCAGAACGGCCCUCUCAUGGCUGCCACUCUGCCCCCGGCAUCCGCACCCACCACGACCGCGCAACUGGACACACUCCGUUCCGCGAGCAUAUCGGCAAACUCCGACCAUGCCGGCACAAAGCCUGUGUCGGCGACCCCUGCGGCGCGGAUCGACGACUCGCCGCCUUCGUCUCAUGUCGAGCAGGCGCUCCAGCAGGGCGUCCCGAGCGUCGGGCUUGCAGCCGCGCGUCUUAUGGAGCUCGAGCCUGAGAAGGAGCGGUGGCGACAAAUCGCGCGCGAUUGGUUCGCGCGUGGGCUCGCGCUCGCGCCCGGCACCGGCAAGCUCCAACACUACCUGGGAUUGCUCAGCAGGGAGAAGGAGGGUCCCGGAGAGGAGCUCCGCAGCGUGUACCACUUCGUGAAGAGCAUGAUCGCCAUCCAUCCAUUUACCACGUCGCGAGAGUCGAUCCUGCAGCUGUGGUCCCCUUCGGCGCAGAUGCGGCGCCAGGCGCCCGACGCCGACCUGACCGAGCUGUUCGUCCUGUUGCACGGGAUGUUGUUCACGAACAUCCAGCUGGACGACUUUCGGGUCGUCCUAGAUCGGUUUGAAGAGAAGCUAUAUAUUGAAGAGGGUGCUGUCGUGGAGGAGCGAGAUUGGAUCAUGAUGGCUACCGUGAACCUCGCCGUCAUCCUUGAAUAUGGCCGUCCCACCGCUGCCUUAAGGCGCGUCGCAGGCAUCGCGGGCGUCGGCAAGCCCGGCUCCAGCCCCGCUGUGUCGACUGCCCCCGCGGGCAAAGUCCGACUCAUGGCCAAGAGGACGGAGGAGGACGAGAAGACGAUGGACGUCGACGGCGACGAAGCGGACACGGAGGGCGACCCCAAGUCCAAUGGAAUGGUCGUUUCGCCGAUCGUACCAGAGCAAGCGGCACUCCCAGCUGGGCCCGAGCUCCCCCAGGGUCUGAAGUUGGGGAUGCAGCUUGCGUUCUCGAUCCUCGCCCACGCGCUCCAGAAGCCAAUGCGGCGGUCGUCGCCGUUCGCGCACUCCACGCUGAACCCCUACCUCACCAUCUUCCUCACGUUCCUCGCGACCGUCAUCAAGGACGGCCACGCGCUCUCGGUGCUCGAGCGGGCGAUCCCGUGGAACGACCUCGCCAAGUUUUUGAACAGCGCGCCGCGGCGUCUGAUGUUCCAGGAGUACCAGAAGGAGCGCGGCGACGGCCCGCCGCUGCUCACGAGCGGGUGCAAGCCGCUCCCCGAGGACUGGUGUCUGCGCGGGAUGGGCUGGGGCGGGAAGCGCGUGUACCCGAUGGGCUUCUGGGGGAAGGAGGCGGGCGCGGAGGAGCGGACGGUCGAGCUGGACGUGCUCGACAAGGUCGAGGGCGGCGACCAGCUCGACGGGAUCAUCGAGGACGGCGACGACGACGACUCGCACGCGGACGCGCAGCACAACGAGCUCGCGAAGCGCUGGGUGCGCGUCGCGCGUGCGGGGCUGAAGAUCGCGAAGCAUGUGCACGGCUUCGAGUACGUCCCCCCGGCGAACGAGGAGGGCCGCGGGCAGUGGAAGGUUGAGGGUGUGUUGGCGGCGAAGGUGGCGCGAUGGCGGGAGGAGGAGCGCCGGGAGCGCGAGGAGGAGGAGCGGCGGCUGCGGGGCCGGCGGUGGGACGAGGACCUGAUGGACGUAGACGAUGACGCGAGCCUGGACGCGGAGGCAUCGUCGGACGAUAGCGAGGAUGAUGAAGGGGACACGGCCGAGGUGAGGGCACUCAAGGCCCGACGUCGGUACCUGAAGGGCCUACUGCAGUCAUCACGCAGAGGAGGACCUUCUUUGUCAGCAUCGCGUCGUCGACCUCGCGGAUCGCGUCCCACCAGGCCAUCCAACGCGCGCUCGUCGCUGUGUAUGGUGGCCGGCUACACGAUCCUCGUUAUCGACACGAACAUACUGUUGUCAUCUCUAUCGAUGUUCUCCUCGCUCGUCGAGAGCCUCCGGUGGACGGUUGUCGUGCCGCUUCCAGUCAUCAUGGAGCUCGACGGCCUGGCGAACAACCCGACCCCUCUCGGCGACGCGGCGACGUCCGCGCUGAGCUUCAUCACGUCGCACAUUCGCUCCCACUCUGCCUCGCUGAAGGUGCAGACGUCCAGGGGCAACUACCUGUCGAACCUGAACGUCCGCACGGAGCAGGUAGAGCUGACUGGAGACGAGGCAUCCUGGGAGCGGAACAUGGACGACCUCAUCCUCCGCGCGGCCAUCUGGCAGGACGAACACUGGGCGGACAGGUCGGGCCUGCUCCAGUCCACAGACGCCCCGCGCGACACGGCCGGUGCGGCAAAGGUCGUCCUGCUCAGUUUCGAUCGGAUGUGUAAGUCGUCGCGCUCUCGCACGAAACGGUCGUGA
Fibroporia radiculosa is the source of this 4569-nucleotide messenger RNA. RefSeq lists its product as uncharacterized. Gene Ontology annotation, molecular function: protein binding; oxidoreductase activity, acting on NAD(P)H, oxygen as acceptor. The transcript is spliced from 12 exons. Gene Ontology annotation, cellular component: intracellular anatomical structure. The record is from RefSeq and is a predicted model, not a curated record. The coding region runs from base 1 to 4569 and encodes 1522 amino acids. NCBI's taxonomy places the organism in Eukaryota, Fungi, Basidiomycota, Agaricomycetes, Polyporales, Fibroporiaceae.